AUGUCUUCGAUUGGACCACAACUACCCGCACACCUCACGAAGAGGAAGCGCAACUCAGACGAUGAAGGCGCAGACUCCCCGCCCUCGAAACAAUUCCGUAACGUCGACGAAAUCGAUCUAGAAGAUGACUCGGAUGAUGAUGGCUUUGGACCAAGUGCCACUGGCGCAACAUCAAAGGCAGACGCGCCGACAACAAAACCCUCUAUCGGUCCUACCAUGCCCCCCUCAAACCCAACAAAUUCCAACGAAAUCCCACUCGACGACUCCGAGUCGGAAGACGAUUAUGGCCCGUCAGCUACUCGAGCCGCUUCACAACCAGAAGCGCCGAAAUCUAAGCCGGCAAUAGGCCCUACUCUUCCUCCGAUACAACCCAUAGGUCCUACGCUCCCUUCAGCAAAUCACCAACCAGACGAUAGCGAUGCGUCUUCAGAUUCUGAUGACGAUUACGGCCCGGCCCUCCCUUCCUCAACCACAGCAGCGCAGCGAACCCAAGCUGCAGCAGUCGCGGCAGCCGCAGCAGCGGCCGCCGGUCCCGCAGCUCCUCAGCGCGACGAUUGGAUGCUCGCACCACCGACGCAGUCCGGAUAUCAAGAGCGCGAUCCGACGAAGCUCAAGAACCGCAAAUUCGCAAGCGGUAAGUCAUCUGCUGGUGGUGGAGGUGGUGGGGGCAUAAGCAGCAUAUGGACCGAGACACCAGAACAGAAGCGCAAGCGCCUUGAAGAUGCUGUUCUCGGCCGAGGAGACCAGGACACUGGAUCAAAGCAGCAAAAACCGCGUCGCACGAGGGAAGAAGAGGAGCGUGACAUACGCAUCGCCGAAAAUAUUGCAGCAUCGCGCGGCAAAAGCAUGUACGAAGAGCACCAGCAGGGGAAGCGGAGCGGUGCAAAGGCCGGGAAGGACGAGGAGGAAGAAGACGACCCGAGCAAGAGGGCAUUCGACAGAGAGAAGGACAUGGCGUUGGGAGGCAAAAUCGGAACGGCACAACGAAGAGAACUGCUCAAUCGUGCCAAAGACUUUGGUGGUCGGUUUCAAAAGGGAUCGUACCUGUAA
Colletotrichum truncatum is the source of this 1050-nucleotide messenger RNA. RefSeq lists its product as uncharacterized. The record is from RefSeq and is a predicted model, not a curated record. Lineage: Eukaryota; Fungi; Ascomycota; Sordariomycetes; Glomerellales; Glomerellaceae.